Aptenodytes forsteri (emperor penguin) is the source of this 1980-nucleotide messenger RNA. It is a transcript of the gene EVI5L, whose product is annotated as ecotropic viral integration site 5 like. NCBI's taxonomy places the organism in Eukaryota, Metazoa, Chordata, Aves, Sphenisciformes, Spheniscidae. The transcript is spliced from 18 exons. Bases 46 to 1980 code for a protein of 644 amino acids. The record is from RefSeq and is a predicted model, not a curated record.
AAGGUGGGGGAGCAAAAUCGGCUACUGGAGGCCGACUCCAAGUCGAUGCGCUCCAUGAACGGCUCACGAAGGAACAGCGGCUCAUCCUUGGUCUCCAGCUCUUCGGCCUCCUCCAACCUCAGCCACCUCGAGGAGGACACCUGGAUCCUCUGGGGCCGCAUCGUCAACGAGUGGGACGAGUGGCGGAAGAAGAAGGAGAAGCUGCUGAAGGAGCUCAUCCGUAAAGGGAUCCCCCACCACUUCCGUGCCAUCGUCUGGCAGCUGCUCUGCAGUGCCACCGACAUGCCUGUCAAAAACCAAUACUCGGAGCUGCUCAAGAUGUCCUCUCCCUGCGAGAAGCUCAUCCGACGGGAUAUCGCCCGCACUUACCCGGAGCACGAGUUCUUCAAGGGACAGGACAGUCUGGGCCAGGAGGUGCUCUUCAACGUCAUGAAGGCCUAUUCGCUGGUGGACCGGGAGGUCGGAUACUGCCAGGGUAGCGCCUUCAUCGUGGGACUGCUGCUCAUGCAGAUGCCCGAGGAAGAGGCCUUCUGCGUGUUCGUGAGGCUGAUGCAGGAAUACCGCUUACGGGAGCUCUUCAAACCCAGCAUGGCCGAGCUGGGCCUCUGCAUCUACCAGUUUGAGUACAUGCUGCAGGAGCAGCUGCCAGAGCUGAACAUCCACUUCCGCUCGCAGAGCUUCCUCACCUCCAUGUAUGCUUCGUCCUGGUUCCUCACCCUCUUCCUCACCACCUUCCCCCUUCCCGUGGCCACGCGCGUCUUCGACAUCUUCAUGUACGAGGGGCUGGAGAUCGUCUUCCGCGUGGGGAUGGCACUGCUGCAGUUCAACCAGGCUGAGCUCGUUCAGCUCGACAUGGAGGGCAUGUCCCAGUACUUCCAGAAGGUGAUCCCACACCAGUUCGACAGUUGCCCCGACAAGCUCAUCCUCAGGGCCUUCCAGGUCAAGUACAACCCCAAGAAGAUGAAGAGGCUGGAGAAGGAGUACGCCGCCAUCAAGAACAAAGAGAUGGAGGAGCAGAUCGAGAUCAAGCGCCUCCGCACCGAGAACCGCUUGCUGAAACAGCGCAUCGAAACCCUGGAGAAGGAGAGCGCGGCUCUCGCCGACAGGCUCAUCCAGGGCCAGGUGACACGGGCGCAGGAGGCGGAGGAGAACUACAUCAUCAAGCGGGAGCUGGCGGUGGUGAAGCAACGCUGCACCUCGGCCACCGAGAACCUGCAGCGUGCCCAGACCACCAUCCGGCAGCUGCAGGACCAGCAGGGGAACCCACGCUUCAGCGAGGAGUUUGUCACCCACCUGGAGACGGAGCUGGAGCAGUCGCGGCUGCGGGAGAGCGAGACCCUUGGCGCCCUCAAGGAGAUGCAGGAUAAAGUCCUCGACAUGGAGAAGAGGAACAGCCUGCUGCCGGACGAGGACAACGUGGUGCGGCUGCAGGAGGAGCUGCAGGCGCUGGCGCUGCGCGAGGCCGAGGCCGUCAAGUCGCUGACGGAGCUGCAGCAGCAGGUGAAGGACCUCAGUGACAGCUGGCAGGCGGGCCGGGGCCAGAUCCAGCGCACGGUGCUGGGCCAGGCGGAGCAGACCUGCGCGGGGCUGCGGGAGCAGCUGCGGCUGGCGGCGGCGCAGAGCAAGGGGCUGCAGGCGCAGCUCAGCGAGAGCCACCGCAAACACGCCGAGGCCCAGUGCAAGAGGGAGGAGGGCAUGAUCCAGGGGCAGCUCAACCACUCGGACGCCGCCCAGUACAUCCGCCAGCUCAAGGACCACAUCGACGAGCUCAAGGCCGAGAUCCGGCUGCUGCGGGGGCCACUGGCCUUCGGGGCGGUGGGGCUGGGGACACGCCUGGGGGACGAGGACUCGCUGGGUUCCUCCGACGAGGAGCUGCCACCCUUCGCCCUGACCCACGGGGACAUCGGGGACCUCAGGGACCUCGGGGACAUGGGAGACAGCAGCGACAGCGAGACCGAGGGGGCACCCACGGCACCGUGA